Molecule: messenger RNA, 2126 nt
Organism: Aspergillus melleus
Lineage: Eukaryota; Fungi; Ascomycota; Eurotiomycetes; Eurotiales; Aspergillaceae
Gene: RPN3
Product: proteasome regulatory particle lid subunit RPN3
Exons: 4
Coding region: 255-2126 (623 amino acids)
Biological process (GO): regulation of protein catabolic process; ubiquitin-dependent protein catabolic process
Cellular component (GO): proteasome complex; proteasome regulatory particle, lid subcomplex
Molecular function (GO): enzyme regulator activity
Source: RefSeq, a predicted model, not a curated record
ACAUCACAUCACCACCUCAUCACCCCCAACCCUUCUACACAACCCAUCUUUUCCAUCAUCUCAUCCCUCCCCAGUGUUCCUCCCCUAGUUACACCCUGUUUUUAUUGCUCCUUUGGGAUUGUUUCCAGUGCUCUGGUCUCCAAUUCUCUCCCCCUUCUUCUGUUUCCGGUACCCGCGGUCCUCGUUGCUUAGCUGAGCUCGCACUUGGGGAACAAGAAAUAAAGAAGACUCCUUCAAUACAUCUAAUCGGAAAUAUGCCGGCCGAGAGGCGUUCUUUGAGAUCGAACAGCAAGUCAGAUACCUCUUCGUCUGCUAACGGUGACAAGGGUCGCUCUACCUCGCAGAGCUCAAGCUCCAACAAGGACAAGCCCGCGCUUACCCGCGCCGCUGCCAACAAGGCCAAGUCAUCCAAAGCUGCUUCAUCGAACAACAGCGCGUCCAACUCCGGGAUGGGCGAACAACGAGAACAGCCGCAAACCAACGGCUCCGAUCCGACGAAGAAUGGCGUGAAUGGCGUCGAGGACGUGGAGAUGGGAGAGGAUACGGCAGUGCCCCCCACCAAGGGUUCGAGGCUAUCCGGCGAUAAAGGCCAGGACCAGGAAGGUGAUGUCGCGAUGGAGGGUGCCGAGGGCGAUGAGUCCCAGAAUCCCGAAUCCGAGGUUGACCCCAAGACCAAGGCUAUCCAAGAUAUCAAGACCAACUUCUCACUCCUCGAGCGUGCCGUCGCCCAUUUCGAUCCUCGAUUUACCCUGCGUGUCCUACGAUCGAUAUCUUCCAUGCGCAAGCACAUCACUUCCGAUGUGCUGGCGGAAAUCAUAGUCGAGACCUAUCCCUCCUCCAACUCCACAGCGUCCUUCUUGCUCGAGGCGAUUGACCAAGCGGGUGCUUUUGGAUCGUCGGAUAGCUCCAAGAUGGCGGUCGAUUUGGAGAAAACCAAGUCGACUCCCAAAGAGAUCUUGCCCGAGAUCGAUACCUAUCUAUCUAUACUCGUCCAGAUCUACUUUUACGAUCGGAAGGAGAUUCAGAAGGGCGCCCAGUUCUCCACGAACCUGAUCGAGCGUCUGCGGACCAUCAACCGCCGCACUCUCGACUCGCUGGCCGCUCGCGUGUACUUUUACUACUCUCUCUUCUUUGAGCAGAUUGCACCUCUCCCCCCAUCUCCUGCCGCUACGGUCACCUCGAUCCGCCAGCCGCUGCUUGGGGCUCUGAGGACAGCCGUGCUUCGCAAGGAUGUCGACACCCAGGCUACUGUGAUGACAUUGCUGCUGCGUAACUACCUGUCUACAUCUCACAUCUCGCAGGCAGACUUGCUCAUCUCUCACAACCGCUUCCCCACCGCUGCAUCCAACAACCAGAUUGCCCGGUACCUGUACUAUCUGGGUCGCAUCCGUGCCAUCCAGCUGCAGUAUACCGAUGCUCACGGACACUUGAUCGGUGCUACUCGGAAGUCGCCGUCGAGUCACGUUGCGCGUGGCUUCUACCAAGCUUCUCACAAGUUGCUGGUGGUGGUUGAGCUUCUCAUGGGAGACAUUCCCGACCGAGCCAUUUUCCGCCAGGCCGCCCUCGAGCGCGCCAUGCACCCCUACUUUCUACUGGUGCAGGCCGUCAGCGUGGGUGACCUGGAUGGGUUCUUGAACAUCGUCAACACACACAGCGCGACGUUCCGGAAAGAUGGCACCUACACGCUCAUCCUGCGUCUGCGACAGAAUGUGAUCAAGACCGGUAUCCGUAUGAUGUCGCUGUCGUACUCUCGCAUUUCCCUACGAGACAUCUGUCUUCGACUGGGACUGGACAGUGAAGAGUCGGCAGAGUACAUUGUCGCCAAAGCCAUCCGAGACGGUGUCAUCGAGGCCAGUCUGGACCACGAGCGAGGGUUCAUGAAGAGCAAGGAAGUCGGUGAUAUCUACGCCACUCGGGAGCCUGGCGAGGUAUUCCACGAGCGUAUCAAAGCCUGCUUGGCUCUCCACGAUGAAAGUGUCAAGGCCAUGAGAUUCCCCAUGAACCAGCACCGUCUCGAGUUGAAGAGCGCACAGGAGGCCCGGGAACGGGAGCGGGAGUUGGCGAAGGAGAUCCAGGAAGGAGACAUGGAUGACGAGGAUGCUGGGGGUGAUCUCGAUGCCAUCUAA